This is a messenger RNA of Blastomyces dermatitidis ER-3, 2674 nucleotides long. RefSeq names its product elongator complex protein 2. Gene Ontology annotation, biological process: fructose metabolic process; fructose 2,6-bisphosphate metabolic process. Gene Ontology annotation, cellular component: cytosol. Gene Ontology annotation, molecular function: 6-phosphofructo-2-kinase activity; ATP binding; fructose-2,6-bisphosphate 2-phosphatase activity. The record is from RefSeq and is a predicted model, not a curated record. The coding region runs from base 430 to 2115 and encodes 561 amino acids. The transcript is spliced from 10 exons. NCBI's taxonomy places the organism in Eukaryota, Fungi, Ascomycota, Eurotiomycetes, Onygenales, Ajellomycetaceae.
GGGAGACGGAAUAUCCAUAACAGAGAGAGAUAUAUACAGACAAGGACAUUCGUCAGCCUGCGUCUGGGCUGUGUCUGUGUCUGCGUCUGCGUCUGCGUCUGUUGGAAAUGUCGCUGUUGUUGGCUGUCGUUCUCGUCUGCGGAUAAGAACUGUUCGUUGUUGGGCUGAAGCUCUAUUCCGGCUCUGGCCCUAGCUGGCUGCUAUCUAUCUAUAUACGCUUGCUGGGAGUCUGCCGUAAAUCCCCCUCCCCCAAGUGACAUACACUAUUAUCUAUUCUCUCUAUCUAUAUACACACACACACACACACACAUAUAUAUAUAUAUACAUCCUCUACCUACAUUGUCCUCCCAAGCAUAUCUUACCAGAUAUCAGGGAUCCAAAUCCCAUUCCCUCUGUUCUUGUGAGGUCAGGAUCAGCACUACGUCAAGCAUGGACACACUCCUGACAGCGGAUGUCGUCGCAACCUCUCCCCGCUUCCAGAAAAAGUCGAGCACCUCCGUCGACGCCAUCCAUGAUCUUCCAGAGACAGGCGAGCUUGCCCCCGCUCAGCUCUACAGCACAGAGUCCGGACGCCUCUUCCACUCCGGGCGUAUAGUAAUCAUCACCGUCGGCUUGCCAGCUAGGGGCAAAACACACAUAUCUGUUGCGCUUGCACGGUACCUCAGAUGGCUCGGUGUGAAGACGCGGAUAUUCCAUCUGGGCGACUAUCGACGUGCGACUGUCGGGCCUGGUCAGGAUGUUCCUGAUGAUUACUUCUUUGUCAACGCAUCCGCCUCGUCCGUCCUCCUCAGACAAAAAAUUGUGAAAAAGUGUAGAGAAGACAUCUAUCAUUUCCUAAACCACGAGAACGGCCAGAUUGCCAUAUACGACGCUGUGAACCCAAUUGCCGCUGGUCGUCGGUCCCUAGCAAAGGAAUUCGCUAAGCAUGACAUUGAUACACUAUUCAUCGAGUCGCUGUGUGAUGAUGAGAGGAUAAUUGAAGAAAAUGUCCUGAGCGUAAAGAUAUCUUCUCCAGACUACGUUGGAUGGGACCCCAAGGAUGCUGUAAAAGAUUAUCUGGCGCGAAUCUCGGCUCGGAUACCGCAGUUUCAGACUAUGAAUGAAUCGGAGCUGAAUUAUAUCAAGAUGAUCAACGCCGGCGAGCGCAUGAUGAUCAACAACCGCUCCUUCGGCUACCUGCACCACCGGAUUGUCUUCUACCUGCUCAAUUUACAUAACAAAUCACGACAUACAUAUUUCGUGCGGGCUGGAACCUGCCUGGACCCAAACUCCUACAAAACCGACGCACCCCUCUCCGAACAAGGACUGGACUAUGCUCGCAAAAUGACCGAGAGACUCCUGCAGCACCGUGAAUCAGAGAGACAGGCACUUAUCGCUGAGCAGGGUGAUGAUGCUGACACGGAGUUGAAACCACUUACGGUGUGGACAUCCACCCGGCGCCGGACAGUGGAGACUGCACAAUUCCUACUCGAACGGGGCUACAAAAUACGCCAUCGGUCACAGAUGAGCCAGUUGAACCCUGGUGUCUGUGAGAAGAUGUCCGAAAGGAGGAUUCGGCAGGAGUAUCCUGAUGAGGUUGCAAAGCAUGAGAUGGAUCCGUAUCAUCAUCGGUACCCGCGGGCUGAGUCGUACCAUGACCUCGCCGUGCGUCUUGAACCGAUUAUCCUUGAACUUGAACGGGAGCGGAAUGACCUACUUAUCAUUGCGCAUGAGAGUGUCCUGCGUGUGCUGUAUGGGUAUCUGAUGGCUUGUAAUGCUGCAGAUAUCCCGUUCUUGUCAUUUCCGCGCGAUGAGAUUAUUGAGAUCAUCCCAGCAAGCUACAACAACAAAGCGAAACGCAUACAUAUCCCCGAUCUCCCUCCGGAGAUUAUCCCCGCAUCGCCAGAGGAUAUCAAAAUACCUGUUCCACCGAGUGGAGUUGUCUCUCCGAUGCCUGGUGGGUUGGACGGGAAUGGGAAUGGGAGUACUAACGGCGAUGGUGGCGGUGGGGGUGAAAAUAGUGGUGUCGGUACAGCGGGACUGAGUAUCCCGCGCGGAGCCACUCCGGCAGGUGGGUUCAGGCCGCAGAGGGAUGGAGAGAAGAUUUUGCAACAUCAUGCGGAGGAUGUUGUUUAGGGUUUGGGCGUUUGUUUUUGUGAGUGUGUGCUGGGCUGAAUGCUCUUCUUUCGAUGAUGAAGCUAUGGGAUGAUGGAAUAUGUUGUCCAGUAUUUCCCACGCAUUUCUUUUAUGCGUGAUGUUUGAUGUUUGAUGAUCGAUAACUGAUGCUUGAUGUCUGACAUGAGUGUUCAUUCCUUCCUUUUGUUUUUCGCGUUUUCGUUUCGUUUGGCUUGGAUUAUAAUAUAGAAAAGAAAGAAACAUAUUUUUUCCCUUGAUAUAUUGAUUUCCCUCCUCUUACUUUGAACAACAGCGAAGAAUUAUCUUGUCCAUCCCUCGUUACCCGCCAUGCAACGUAGAGACGAAUAAUAUAUUAUCCCCCUGCUGAAUCUGAUACUUCUCCUCGCCCUCUAAUUCCCAAUCGGCAUCGUUUAUUAGGACGAGGAUCCCAGGCCGUCUAAAUUUAUAUGUAGAUAAGGAAUUACAUCCCCGCCAUUAUUAGCCAGAAAUUCAAAUAUCCCUGUAUUAAUAAUACUGAUGCACACGCCCGAUAACCAACCGACCAUAUUCUGAGGACGGA